GAUCCAUGAUGACCUUACAAGAACUGUAGAUCUUUGUCGAAAGGCUGAGGCAACAGGAGUUUCUUGGAUUACAGUCCAUGGAAGAACUGCUGAAGAAAGACAUCAGCCCGUUCACUAUGAGGCCAUUAAAAUAAUUAAGGAAAACAUGUCUAUACCUGUAAUUGCUAACGGAGACAUCAGAAACUUAAAAGAAGCAAAAAAUGUGUGGCAUAUUACUGGGACAGAUGGUGUGAUGGUUGCAAGAGGACUCUUAGCAAACCCGGCCAUGUUUGCUGGAUAUGAGGAAACCCCACUGAAGUGCAUCUGGGACUGGGUUGACAUUGCUCUUGAACUUGGAACUCCGUAUAUGUGUUUCCAUCAACAUUUAAUGUACAUGAUGGAAAAGAUAACUUCAAGACAGGAAAAAAGAAUAUUUAACGCUUUGUCAAGCACAUCAGCAGUCUUAGACUACCUUACAGACCAUUAUGGGAUUCAAAAUAAUGUUUUCUCUUUUUCUCUAAUAGAUGCUGUGAGAGAAGUAAGGAAGUAUUCCUCUACACCUGCCAUUGAAAAAGGCUUAACCAGCAGACCUGGAGCCUAUGAACAUGCACAGAUGAAACUUUUUAGGUCUCAAAGAAAUCUUUACAUUUCUGGAUUUUCAUUAUUUUUUUGGCUAGUGUUGAGACGUCUGGUUAUCCUUAUUACGCAGCUGGCUAAAGAACUGUCAAACAAAGGAGUACUUAAAACUCAAGCAGAAAAUACUAAUGAGGCUGCCAAAAAAUUCAUGGAAGAGAAUGAAAGACUAAAACGGCUCUUGAAAAGCUAUGCCAAGGAAGAGGAACACAUUUUGGAAGCAGAAAAUAAAAAAUUAGUAGAAGACCAGGAAAAACUGAAAACUGAAUUAAAGAAGACUUCAGAUGCCCUCUCUAAGGCACAGAAUGAUGUGAUGACAAUGAGAAUGCAAUCAGAGCAUCUUUCAAAAGAAUAUGACCGACUCCUGAAAGAACACGCAGAACUUCAGGUCCUGAAAUUGCUGACUUCACCAUGGCCUGAUGAGAAUUACUCCAGAGCAUGCUUCAAGAUCCGCCAUGAAUUGUUCAGGGAAAGACAGUAAGAAGGGCCUGUGAACUUUGAAAGAAGAUUGUGUGACACCAUGUGAAGAUCAGUUUGUUAUCAUGUUAGCCUCUAGAACAUUUAAAAUUCAGUUCGGAAAAAGGUACUAUUUACAACCAGCCAAUAAUAUUUUUAAUGACACAUCCAGGCUGUUAUCAUAACAGCAUGGUAACAAUAUUUGAUGAUAUUUCAGAUCUAUUAUAAAGUCUGUAUUCCAGCUUUCAUGUAAAAUGUAAGCAUGAUAAGCAUGCUAUUGAGAUAUCUCAAUUGAGAGUAACACUGGUGUAUGGUUGCUGUUUACCAAUAAAAGGACAAAUUUAUAACCAGUUACUUCCAAAACUAGAUUUUUAAGUUGAUGAAACCAUUAAUAGCCUUAAAAGCUUUGAUGAGUUUUCAGUAAUGAUAAUAACCUAUUUAAUGAGAUGAUGAUAAUGCUGAUAUAUUUGAAAAUAGUAUUCAGUAUCAGCAAAUUUGUUCAUAGGGAGAUUAAAUAAGGUUAAAUGAUCAGAAUUAACCACUGUAUGUAUAGGGAAGGGUCAUAAUGAGCAAAAAAUAAAAACAGUGACCUUAGUUGUUUUUCAUAAGCCUGAUGAUACUAGUUUACUCUUAUAAGACAGCUAUAUUGAUAAUUAUAUUUUUGUUACUGUGCUUCUAUAUCUGUUGGACUGUUUUUGUUGACAUUUGUGUUAAUAAUACAUAAUUAGUAGGUGUUACACCUUUUUGAGGUUCCUCUGGUAUUGAAGUUUACAUCUAUUUGUAUAACUGCCAUACACUGAACUUAAAAUUAUUUUACAACAAUGUGGAAUUCUUGACUUAGAAAGCUAAUGUACAACAUAUGCAAAGAGCAAUGUUUCCCAUCGCCAUGAGAGUUACUAAUUAUACAAAUAUUACCUCAAAUAUACAUACAGUGGGGUCACGGUUUCUCUGAGGUGUAUCUGUAUUCUGAAAACUAAAUCUUAAAUGCUAUUUUUUCAUUCAUAUUCCUUUAGAAUCUCCUCUAGAACAUGAUAGUGAUUGUAAUAGUAUUAAUAUGAUUUAGGUUGUUCCAGUGUUUAGACAUGAAAGUCAUCUUCCUUGUCUCAUAAAGACCUAAAUAUAAACAAAAAUGGAAAAUAAUGACCAGAGUUUUUACUUUCCCAGUA
Leptonychotes weddellii (Weddell seal) is the source of this 2234-nucleotide messenger RNA. NCBI's taxonomy places the organism in Eukaryota, Metazoa, Chordata, Mammalia, Carnivora, Phocidae. The record is from RefSeq and is a predicted model, not a curated record.